Molecule: messenger RNA, 1695 nt
Organism: Vicia villosa (hairy vetch)
Lineage: Eukaryota; Viridiplantae; Streptophyta; Magnoliopsida; Fabales; Fabaceae
Product: probable protein arginine N-methyltransferase 6
Exons: 13
Coding region: 121-1380 (419 amino acids)
Biological process (GO): peptidyl-arginine methylation
Molecular function (GO): protein-arginine N-methyltransferase activity
Source: RefSeq, a predicted model, not a curated record
CCUCACACAUUAAAACAGUGGCGUCAUAUAUAUAACCUAACUGAUUAGACAGUGCGUGCAAGCCUCAGUUGUGUUGUAGUAAUAAGAAAAAGAGAGAAGAGACUGAAGUGUGAGAGAGCGAUGUUUUUGAAGGAUAAUAACACUAACAACACUAACGGCUACCACCAUCAACAACCACCACCUCCACCACCAGAAAUGGUGCAUAAUCACAGCAACAGAGAUAGAGCCCGUCACGGCACUCGCCGCUCACGUGUUUCCACUUCUAAUUCCCGUGUUAGGGUUUCCGAUGCCGAACAACCUCAACAGCCUACUAAUCGAUCUCCUUGCACCGAUUACGACAUGGCGUAUUUUCAUUCCUAUGCUCAUCUCGGUAUUCAUCAAGAAAUGAUCAAGGAUCGCGUGCGGACUGAUACUUAUAGGGAAGCAAUCAUGCGGCAUCAGAGUCUUAUUGCUGGCAAAGUCGUAGUUGAUGUUGGUUGCGGUACAGGAAUCCUUUCCAUAUUUUGUGCUCAGGCAGGUGCAAAGCGGGUGUAUGCAGUUGAUGCCAGUAACAUUGCUCUGCAGGCAAAUGAAGUUGUUAAAGCAAAUAACCUUUCUGAUGUUGUCAUUGUAUUGCAUGGACGAGUUGAGGAUGUUGAAAUUGAUGAAGAGGUGGAUGUUAUAAUUUCAGAAUGGAUGGGCUAUAUGCUUCUAUAUGAGAGCAUGCUUGGGAGCGUUAUUACUGCCAGAGAUCGCUGGCUCAAACCCGGUGGUCUUAUUCUUCCUUCGAGUGCAUCGUUGUACAUGGCUCCUGUCACACAUACGGACAGAUACAGUGACAGCGUCGACUUUUGGCGCAAUGUUUAUGGAAUUGACAUGUCUGCCAUGUUAUCUUUAGCAAAACAAUGUGCCUUUGAGGAACCUUCUGUGGAGACAAUAACCGGUGAAAAUAUUUUGACAUGGCCACAUAUGGUUAAAUAUAUUGAUAGCUAUUCCGUUACCAUUAAUGAGUUAGAAACUGUAACAUCGAAGUUUAAGUUCAACUCAAUGAUGCGAGCUCCACUGCAUGGUUUUGCAUUUUGGUUUGAUGUUGAGUUCAAUGUGCCUAAGGUAGAGUCAUCAACAUCAGUUAUCGAGAAUAAUCAACUGAACGGUAGUUUGAGGAAAAAGCGAACAAAUCCUAGUGAAGCACUGGUCCUAUCCACUGCACCCGAGGACCCUCCAACACAUUGGCAGCAGACAUUGAUAUACUUCUAUGAUCCUAUUGACCUGGAACAAGAUCAAUUAAUCGAAGGUUUAGUAACAUUGACACAAAGCAAAGAAAAUGCUCGAUUUAUGAAUAUUCACCUUGAAUAUAAUUCGGGUAAUCGAUCGUAUGUGAAAGAGUCUGUUAUGAGAUGAUCUCAAUAUGGGGCUGUUGCAUAUAUUUCUUUGCUGACCUUGUUUCUCCAACAGAGCUAUGAUUUGCUUGGGUCACAAAAACCACUAAUCCUAGCUUGCUAGAUUAGAAAAUGCUACUGAAGGACUUGUUAGCACAUGUAGUUAGGUUAAUCAAAUGAAAUUUUGUUGUAAUUCAUUGGUAUUAAAUUAUACAGGAGUGGUUGAGUUAUGUCAUAAUUCAUUUAUUAUUGUAAUUUUUUAAGCUUCACUUUGGGGCUUUCAUUCCGGUUGAAAACUAGUACAGCUUUGCUGGAAUAUGUUGAGCUAUUUUUUAAU